This is a messenger RNA of Solanum verrucosum, 2241 nucleotides long. RefSeq names its product pentatricopeptide repeat-containing protein At2g13600. Gene Ontology annotation, biological process: RNA modification. Gene Ontology annotation, molecular function: protein binding; RNA binding. The record is from RefSeq and is a predicted model, not a curated record. NCBI's taxonomy places the organism in Eukaryota, Viridiplantae, Streptophyta, Magnoliopsida, Solanales, Solanaceae. The coding region runs from base 94 to 2223 and encodes 709 amino acids. The transcript has a single exon.
UUAAGCAUAGCACAUAAAUCUGUGCUUAUUUCUGUUCCAUCUGAUGUUCUAACAACAUGCCCAUUAAUCAAACUUCCUUAAAUCCUAUGUCAAAUGACAAAAGACACUUCUUUAUUCAAAAAACUCAUCACUUGGGACCUCUUCUCCCUCUCAAACUCAACUCCCUUUGCCAAGAUUCUAGAUUCUUACAUCAAUUCCAAGUCCCAAUAUGUCAUACAAACUGUCCAUUGUCGAAUUCUCAAGACCCAUUUUAGCUCCGAGGUUUUCAUAAACAACAAGCUAAUCGACGCUUAUGGGAAAUCUGGGCUGUUAAAGUAUGCCAAGAAGGUGUUUGAUAAAAUGCCUGAGAGAAAUACCUUUACUUGGAAUUCCAUGAUGAAUGCAUAUACAACAUCAAGAUUGGUUUUUGAGGCUGAGGAACUGUUUUAUUUAAUGCCUGAGCCUGAUCAAUGCUCGUGGAAUUUGAUGGUUUCGAGCUUUGCUCAAUGUGAAUUGUUUGAUUCGUCGAUAGAGUUUCUUGUGAGAAUGCACAAAGAAGAUUUUGUUUUGAAUGAGUAUGGUUAUGGAAGUGGUUUAAGUGCUUGUGCAGGGUUGAGGGACUUGAGAAUGGGAACUCAACUUCAUGCCUCGGUUGCUAAAUCGAGAUAUUCGAGAAGUGUUUACAUGGGUUCUGCGCUAAUUGACAUGUACUCAAAAACGGGUAAUGUGGAUUGUGCAGCAAAGGUGUUUAAUGGGAUGUGUGAGCGUAAUGUGGUGUCGUGGAAUAGUUUACUUUCUUGUUAUGAGCAAAAUGGGCCAGUGAAGGAGGCUCUUGUGGUAUUCUCUAGGAUGAUGGACUUUGGGUUUAAACCAGAUGAGAAGACCUUGGCAAGUGUAGUAAGUGCUUGUGCGAGUUUGUGUGCGAUAAGAGAAGGUAAGGAAAUUCAUGCCCGAAUUUUGAAAUCGGAUAAGCUUAGGGAUGACCUUAUCAUAUGCAAUGCAUUGGUUGAUAUGUACGCAAAGUUUGGGAGAAUUGCUGAAGCUAGAUGGAUUUUUGAUAGGAUGCCAGUCAGAAGCGUGGUGUCCGACACCUGUUUGGUAAGUGGUUAUGCGAGAGUUGCAAGUGUGAAGACUGCAAGAGCUGUGUUUUUGGGGAUGAUUGAAAGGAAUGUUGUGUCUUGGAAUGCUCUUAUUGCUGGAUAUACACAGAAUGGGAACAAUGAAGAGGCAUUAAAUCUCUUUCUUAUGCUAAAAAGAGAACCUGUUUGGCCAACUCAUUAUACGUUUGGGAAUCUCCUUAACGCAUGUGCAAAUUUAGCUGAUCUGAAACUUGGUAGGCAGGCUCAUGCACAUAUUUUGAAGCAUGGAUUUCGUUUCCAGAAUGGACCCGAGCCUGAUGUUUUUGUGGGAAAUGCUCUCAUAGACAUGUAUAUGAAAUGUGGAUCAGUUGAAGAUGGUAGCUGUGUAUUCACAAAAAUGCUGGACAGAGACUGGGUUUCAUGGAAUGCCGUAAUAGUUGGAUAUGCACAAAAUGGGCAUGCUAUGAAAGCUCUUGAAACUUUCAAGGUUAUGUUAGUAUCCGGAGAGAAGCCAGAUCACGUAACUAUGAUUGGAGUUCUAUGUGCAUGUAGUCAUGCAGGAUUGGUUGAGGAGGGGCGUCAAUGUUUCUAUUCCAUGGACACAGAGUACAGGUUGACACCGUUUAAGGACCACUAUACAUGCAUGGUCGAUUUACUUGGCAAGGCUGGUUGCUUAGAAGAGGCAAAGGAUUUGAUUGAAUCCAUGCCGAUGCCACCAGAUAGUGUGGUAUGGGGGUCUUUGCUCGCUGCAUGUAAAAUUCACAGGGAAAUUGAGCUGGGAAAGUAUGUAGCUGAGAAGCUUUUGGAGAUUGAUCCUACAAAUUCUGGCCCUUAUGUUCUUUUAUCAAACAUGUAUGCUGAACAAGGAAGAUGGCAAGAUGUCAAAAUGGUCCGAAAACUUAUGAGACAACGAGGCGUUGUUAAACAGCCUGGUUGUAGUUGGAUUGAAAUACAAAGUCAGGUUCAUGUUUUCAUGGUAAAAGAUAGGAGACACGCGCAGAAAAAAGAGAUAUAUUUGAUAUUGAAUACACUAACUAAAUUGAUGAAGCUUUCUGGCUAUGUCCCAAAUGCUGGUCAUUUGGAUGGUGAUGAGGAGCAAACCAUGUUGGAUUUUUCCUCAUCUGAAGAGUUUGAAGAACCUGUAAUAGCUGCCAUUGCAUGCUAAGUUGAGCGGACUCGUCAC